This is a messenger RNA of Betta splendens (Siamese fighting fish), 3411 nucleotides long. RefSeq names its product transmembrane protein 87A-like. The coding region runs from base 97 to 1734 and encodes 545 amino acids. NCBI's taxonomy places the organism in Eukaryota, Metazoa, Chordata, Actinopteri, Anabantiformes, Osphronemidae. Gene Ontology annotation, biological process: retrograde transport, endosome to Golgi. Gene Ontology annotation, cellular component: Golgi cisterna membrane; Golgi apparatus. The transcript is spliced from 20 exons. The record is from RefSeq and is a predicted model, not a curated record.
CGGGCGCAAGACGUUUUUGAAGCGCGGCUGGCUGAACGACGGAUGAGCGAACGACGGCUCACUUGACCGCAGUGGUAUACGAGGAUAGAUGCGCGGAUGAAGAUGCCAGUUGCUCCUCGAUUAUGUUUCCUGGUAUUAGUUCUACUGUACCGUCCCGGGACUGCGGCAGAGGUGUCCGUAUGGAGCGUGGACAUCAACGCGACAGAGACGCACGUGUUUCGGAAGACGCUGUACGCCAACACCACGAUCUACAUGACGUUCCAGGGUGACCCAGCAGCAUGUGAUAGAAACCUUGUCUUCAACGUCACCUGGUAUCUUCGCUCUUCAGUUUGCUACAACGAGGUCUUUAAUACGCCGGACAGCAAAGCGAUAAACAUGUGUGGCAUGGUCCACAUGCUGAAAGACAACUGGAGCGGCUUCUACAGUCAGGGCUACAUGUACUUCGACAGCUGCUCCUCCCUGUUAACGCCAAAGGCUUAUUAUAGUGACUUUAACUCAUAUCAGCCACUCGCUAGUCCAACGAGCGACGCAUCAAAUCAGAGCCUCGUUUGGCCAUACAAGCCCGACAUCAGUGCAGUGUCCACAGCCUGGAAGGACAGUCCUUACCUGUUCAUAGUGAACGUCCAGAUGCUGCUCCGAGGACUUGAGGAGGAUUCCAUACCGCCCAAGUUUGCGUUUACAAUGAAAGUGGAAAUGAAGGGGCCACAUGACUACUCCUCCCCAGCAGACUGGCCCUUGAUGAUGUUCUUCAUGGUCAUGUGCAUUGUAUACGUGCUGUUCGGGGCCCUCUGGCUCUUCUGGUGCGCCUGCUAUUGGAGGGACCUGCUUCGAAUCCAGUUCUGGAUCGGUGCUGUCAUCAUCCUCGGCAUGCUGGAGAAGGCUGUGUUCUACUCCGAGUACCAGAACAUCCGCUACAAAGGAGACUACGUUCAAGGCGCUGUGAUUUUCGCUGAGCUGCUUUCUGCCCUCAAACGAUCUCUAGCUCGAAUCUUGGUCAUCAUUGUCAGCCUUGGCUAUGGCAUAGUCAGGCCCAGGCUGGGGACCACUGUGCACCGGCUGGUAGCUGUCGGGCUCCUCUACCUGCUCUUUUCCUCUGUGGAGGGUGUCCUGAGGGUGACCGGCGGUUUUUAUGGGACGGUGGCCCUGGUGGCUAAUCUCAGCCUCUCCCUCAUCGACUCCUGUGUCAUGUGGUGGAUUUUUAUCAGUCUGUCUCAAACUACUCGUCUGUUGAAGCUCCGCAGAAAUGUGGUGAAGCUCUCUUUGUAUCAGCACUUCACCAACACCCUCAUCUUUUCUGUUGUCGCUUCUAUUGUGUUCAUCAUCUGGACCACCAAAGUCUUCAAGCUGGUAGACUGCCAGACGGGUUGGAGGGACCUGUGGGUGGACGAUGCCUUCUGGCGUCUCCUGUUCUCCACCAUUCUGCUGGUGAUCAUUGUGUUGCUGCGGCCUUCUGCUAACAGCCAGAGAUUCUCCCAUUCUCCUUUGAUUGAUGAGGAUGAUGAAGAGGAAGAAGCCAAGGAGCCCAUGCUCAAUGAAGCGUUUGAAGGGAUGAAGAUGCGAGGCUCAAAGCCAGAUUCCAAUGGCUCCCAGAAACUGCUUAGUAAAGAGGAUGAAGAUCUAAAAUGGGUGGAAGAGAACAUCCCCACAACUGUUGUUGAUGUAGCUCUGCCUGUUAUGCUGGAUGAGGAAGAGGAAAUCCUGAAAACCAAGCUGGAGCGAUCCAAAAUGGAGUAGAGGCGAAUGAAGUGAUUUCACUAAGGCAGCAAUGAAUGCGUUAUGGUUGAUCUGAUUACCAAAAAUGUGUGUAAAGCCAACAUUUUUUUUUGUUCACACUUUAGAGUUUUUAUUAGGUUUAUUUUAUAGGUAUCGUCUAUACUGCCCUCAGAGAAUAAGUGUGUUACAUAAAGGCACACGUACAGCUCUGAGGUGGGUGGAAUGGUUGUUGGUGUCUAGUCUCAUAUUCUGGUUCUGGGUUGAAAAUGAAGCAGUUAUGUGUCAAAGCAUGUGGGUAUAUUGUUUCUUUCUAAUAUGUUCAUCGGCCAUUGCAACCCAAAAUCUAGUAGACUAGAAACUGGGUGUUUCAACACUCUUAUGAUGAAUUCAAUGCCUAACGUAAGGAGGAGUCUUUACUCAGGUGAAGAUGGGAAAGUGAUUCCUAAGCCAGUUCAUAAUGCAAAGAAUGCCCCAGCACCCACCUAAGCAGUCACCUUUCGACGACUGUAGAAAGUGAUUUGGAUCUGUUCAGGUAUCACAAUGGUCGGCACAGCCACAUUUUCAUGUCAUAGUCAACUUGAAACACUAUCUUAUUGCAUUGAAGGAGUUUAUAUUAAAGCUAAUUCCGAGUUUAGAUCUCCAGGUUAUCCUGUACAGAUUGACUGUGUCAUAACCUUAAAGUAGAAACUGCUGUUUUCAGGAUGUUUCAUUAUGAAGUAGGUCACAUACUGUAUCCUCUAAAAGAUAAAGCAACAAACAACUACAUUGUCUGGUUUACUUAAAUGCUUUAAAGCUUUUACUUUAUUUUCUCUACCAAAAUAUGACAUGUGUGUCUGACUGUUAACACACAAGUAAGACUUUGCUGUGUGGCUAACUGAGAAUCUUAAAUAUAAAAAUACAUUAUAUUUGCUACUAUUACCUCUAUGUUGGUGAUUAAUGAUACUUGAAUCACUUAUCAGGGCAAAUGUGCUCUGUCUGUAUUUUGGUUAUUAAUUAUUGUGGAAGAAAUGGUUAUUUGAGCUGUGACAAUGCUAUGAUCAUCUUGGUCAAAAAACACUUACUGUAUCAUCUGGUUAAUAGACACUGACCACAACACUAAAUUGUCACUGUUACGCAGAACACUACAAACAGCGAGAAUAUGUAUUGAGGAAUUGUUUUGGAUCUCAAAUCUUUCAACUGACCCUUAUUUAUUUUCUGGACUUGUGUUAUAGCGUAAGUGGAAGGGAUGUUUGUUUUCACCAAGGAUGAUUUCACAACCACUUUGUAGAGUGUGAACAUUAUAGCUGCUGAAUCCUCAUCACUAAUGUGGUGGAGGCCUAACUGUGACGUGUUAUGUGUAAUCCUUUGUCCCUUACCCUUCACUACCAGGAGCAAGUUUAGUGAAGGUUGUCAGUAGCACAGAGUAAUUCUAAAAUACAAUAUAACCCUAUGAAGUCUAUCUCACUGCAAAACACUAUGCCUUAUGAGGCAAAAUCAUAUUCCCGUCCUUGUGUGUGCAAUCUACUGAGGUAUGUGUGGAUAUUCUAAAUUCUUGAACUUAUGUUUGUUUUUUAUGCUGAACCAAGUCUUGUUUGAAGUUUGAUUUAAGAGAAGAUUAAGCCCAAUUUCUGGAUGCAAGUCUGCAUUUUAAUGUGUUACUGAUGAUAUUGUAUGGCUUUUUGUGUAUGUCCUGCAAAUAAACUUUAUAUUUAAACAUGA